Phytophthora nicotianae INRA-310 is the source of this 453-nucleotide messenger RNA. RefSeq lists its product as hypothetical. The record is from RefSeq and is a predicted model, not a curated record. Lineage: Eukaryota; Oomycota; Peronosporomycetes; Peronosporales; Peronosporaceae. The transcript has 2 exons. Bases 1 to 453 code for a protein of 150 amino acids.
AUGCCCGGCAACGGCAAGAGCGCGAAGAGGACCACAGGCGCGCGAAGUGGGCGGCCCAAGAGCGUCAAGGUCAUGCCAGCAAGCGGUGCGCCACCUGUUGAUGCUCUCAGGAAACCCUCCUCUGAGCUCGUUGGCGUUGUGUCCACUCCACUUGCGUUUUGUGAGUUGAUGUUGCAGAUGGAGCUCGUUCUGUUGGUGGUGACUUUUGUGGGCUUCUUAACGGUGGAGGAGGCCUUUCGGUCGCUUGUGCUACUGGUGGAGACCAUGUUGUUGACCGCCAUGCCAAUGGCAUCGAUGGAGACCGUGUUGCUGACGAAUAGUAUGUUGCUACUGGGAACUGCGUUGCUGAAGGUGGUUUUUCUGCUGGUGGACCCUUUGUUGCUAGUGGAGACCGUGUUGCCGGUGGAGGGAUGUCAGUGGGUACUGUGCUCCUGGUGCGCGCAACGUGAUUGA